AUGGAAGAAUACCUAUCGACGACGAUCAGCAAAUUGAAAUCCAACGAUUACAAUGAACUAACCAUAGUUCUUGGCAAUGAGAGUUGUGAUUUAGACUCCGCUGUAAGUGCUCUGGUGUACGCAGCGUUCCUUCACUGGCAGUACUCACAAAUAAAAUGUAAAGCAUGCACCGGGAAAUACAGAGACGAUAGCUACAAGGACGAUAUCUUCAUACCCAUCCUUGAUGUGACGAGGAAUGAUUAUCCUUUAAAGACAGAUGUUGUGUAUUGUUUGAAGAAACACAGCAUCAAUGAAAAAAAUCUGAUAUUCAGAGACGACUUCGACUUUCUUCAGUUAGUGUCCAAGAGUAAAGUGAGUGUGGUGUUGACCGACCACCACUUUCUGUGUCCGAGGUUCGAUUUCCUGUCUCCCUUCGUGACAGAGAUCAUCGAUCACCGGCCGGUAGUGAACGCGUCCUUCACUAACAUUCGCACCACAAUCGAGUUAGUAGGCUCGUGUUGCUCGCUCAUUACACACAGAGUGAGACACUUGGCUCACCUUAUGAAUAAAGACGGAGAGUUCUUCAACACGUACCCGGUCACCGCUGACAUGUUACACAGUGCAGGUAGACCGAAUAAUAGUAGAGUUCAAAAACUGCACAGGUCUAUUCUCACAUAUUCCGGUCUACCUGCACAGGUGGACCUCUCCAGUAGACCGUACCGCGUCAUCAUCUUGGACACAGUGAACUUCUCCAAGGACGUGAACAAGGGGACCCCCAGCGACGAAGACGCGGUGACAUAUCUGGAGCGACUCAUGAGGAUAGACGACUAUCACAAGGAGAGAUGUUCCAAGCUCCUGUCUCUCCUAUCAGCCCGUAGCGACGUGUCAUCCCUCAGUUCCUCCCAGUUGUUAAGGAAAGACCUCAAGAUACUAGGAGAUGUUCUUGUACCAAGCUUCCCCAUACUAGUCAAGGAGUUUCUCCAGCGGCCAGACAGCAUAUCAUCUGUCGUUGAAGCGUUAAAGACCAACCAGUGUACCGUAGCUGUAUUACUUGGUAUGGACUUGAAGAACGAGUUACAGAGGGACGGAGCGGUGAUAGGACUUACGAGAGAUAAGACGACACAGUUGUUCCAGUAUCUGUCAAGCUUCUCUCCGUCCCUGGGUCUAGUCAGCGGGUCCAUGAGUGAUGGAGUGUAUUUCACUCAAAGUAACCUGGCUGCGACCAGGAAACAAUACAUGACCAUACUAGCUAACUAUAUAGGAAAUAAAUAA
Danaus chrysippus (African queen) is the source of this 1251-nucleotide messenger RNA. The record is from the annotation of a GenBank genome assembly. NCBI's taxonomy places the organism in Eukaryota, Metazoa, Arthropoda, Insecta, Lepidoptera, Nymphalidae.